Messenger RNA from Chrysochloris asiatica (Cape golden mole), 681 nucleotides. RefSeq names its product glutathione peroxidase 3 (plasma) (gene GPX3). Gene Ontology annotation, molecular function: glutathione peroxidase activity; selenium binding. Lineage: Eukaryota; Metazoa; Chordata; Mammalia; Afrosoricida; Chrysochloridae. The record is from RefSeq and is a predicted model, not a curated record. Gene Ontology annotation, biological process: response to oxidative stress; hydrogen peroxide catabolic process. The transcript is spliced from 5 exons.
AUGGCCCGGCUGCUUCGGGCAUCCUGCCUGCUCUCCCUGCUCCUGGCGGGCUUCGUCCCGCCGAGCCGGGGACAGGAGAAGUCGAAGACCGACUGUCAUGGUGGCAUGAGCGGUACCAUCUAUGAUUAUGGAGCCCUCACCAUCGAUGGGGAAGAGUAUAUCCCCUUUAAGCAGUAUGCUGGCAAAUACAUCCUGUUUGUCAACGUGGCCAGCUACUGAGGCCUGACAGGCCAAUAUGUUGAACUGAAUGCACUACAGGAAGAGCUUAAACCGCUUGGUCUGGUCGUUCUGGGCUUCCCCAGCAACCAAUUUGGAAAACAGGAACCAGGAGAGAACUCAGAGAUCCUAGCCACCCUCAAGCAUGUCCGCCCAGGUGGAGGCUUUGUCCCCAAUUUCCAGCUCUUUGAGAAAGGGGAUGUGAACGGGGAGAAAGAACAGAAGUUCUACACUUUCCUGAAGAACUCCUGUCCGCCCACCUCAGAGCUCAUGGGCUCACCUGGCCGCCUCUUCUGGGAACCCCUGAAGAUCCAUGACAUCCGCUGGAACUUUGAGAAGUUCCUGGUAGGACCAGACGGUCUCCCCAUCAUGCGCUGGUACCACCGGACCACAGUUAGCACCGUCAAGACACACAUUAUGAACCACAUAAGGCAGCAGGAGGCCCUGGGGGCCAGGAGGAAGUAA